Molecule: messenger RNA, 585 nt
Organism: Serpula lacrymans var. lacrymans S7.9
Lineage: Eukaryota; Fungi; Basidiomycota; Agaricomycetes; Boletales; Serpulaceae
Exons: 1
Source: RefSeq, a predicted model, not a curated record
AACUUGUUUGUAGCGUCCCCUGUGUCUCCAAGCUUCACAGACGACAUUCCUAGCACGCCAGUCACGACUUCCCGAGAUCAAUCUAUUCUGCAGUUUGACGACCUCACCUCCUCUCCAUAUCAUGUUGAGCCAUAUCCCCAACGAAAGCCUUUGAUUGAAAUUCCAGUAUUGGAUACGCCCAAUAAGCAGCGCGUGGAGGGAGUGUACGACAGAUUUUUGAUGGCGGCUACUGGUGUCAAGCGUGUCGGCCGCGGAUACCAGUCUGACAAUAGACGCUCUAUCCAACAUGUUGCGACUCGAGCCCCGGAACCCAAACUCGCUGGCCCCCAUGCCAAUCGUAAUUUCCGCGUUUUUAGCUCUGCAAGACGAGCAAUGCCGCCUCCUGUGUCAAGCGAAGAUGUGUGGCGAUCGUCAUCGGUAGAUGAGUUUGGUUAUGUUGCGACUACACCUGAACUUCGUGCAGAAAGAGAGAUCAGGGAGAUUAACAAGGAGAACACCGUCACACUAAUGCGUCGUGCUAUCAAGGCUAUGGUCCCUGGUAAGACUGUCUCGAGAAGGCUGUCACGCACGCUGGUUGCUGCUUGA